Racocetra persica is the source of this 168-nucleotide messenger RNA. The record is from the annotation of a GenBank genome assembly. Lineage: Eukaryota; Fungi; Glomeromycota; Glomeromycetes; Diversisporales; Gigasporaceae.
AUGAAAGAUAUUACAUCAUCGUCCACAAUUGCUCAAGAUUUUAAGGAAAUUGAACAGUCAGUUGGCAAAGUUUAUAUGUCUAUGUCUAUGAUGAUAAUAGCAGUUAUGAGGCAUCAUAGUAAUCUUGCCUAUUACAGGCUUACUCAAGAAGAAAAUUUUGAUCUUUAA